AUGUGGGGCGCUAGCUCCAGCGGAACAAAGCCCUCCUCCCAGGCACUGGCCAACAUCACCUGGGCCAUGGCGACGCUGAACACCAUCGAUGAGGAUCUGCUCAAGGGCACCGUUACUGCCAUGCUGCGCUUCACGCUUUAUGCGGCGCUGGGGCUGGCCGUAUGCGGCCGCCCUUUGCAGGAUGAGUUGAAAGCGGCCCUAGAACGUGUGGCCGACCAGAUGCGGGACAAGUAUGACAUGAGCCUGGCGGCUGCCUUCUACUCCAAGAGUCUGAACUUCAGCGUUGCAUCGGGCUACACGGAUGCAGGCCUGGGCCUGGGCAACAAGACACGACCGGCGCAGGCGGACGAUCUCUACGUCUGGGGCUCCACCACCAAGAUGCUGACGGCACCCGCGGUGCUGCAACUGGUGGAGAAGAACCAGGUGAAACUGACUGAUCCCAUCGCCCUUCACAUUGACCCCAUUCUGCUGGUGCUGAACGGCACUCGAUUGGAGUCCUACUUUGGCUCCGCCAUCCACAAAGUGCAGAUUCAGCACCUGUUGCACAUGACCUCCGGAAUUCAAGACUACGACGGGGAGGCCUUUUCCACCGCGCAGUUUGCGAAUCGGUCCAAAGCAUUCGGCCCCAUUGAGAUUGUCAGCAACUAUGUGAGCCCAGAGCUCCAGUUUCCACCAGGGCAACAGCAGGCCUAUUGCAGCACCAACUACAUUCUACUUGGCUUAGUGCUGGCGACGCACUACCACCAGCCAACGAAGUCAUGGGCCUGGCAAAGCUAUGACCAGAGCACGGUGAUCCCAGCGGCCCUGAGAAAUGCCUUCCAAAACUCCCUCUUUGUGAAAGAGGGCCCCUGUAGCCACUUCACGCCGGUGCACGGCUUCAUGGAGUUCUACCCCUCUGCCAAGUUGCCCAAGCAGGAUGUCUGGGACGUGAGCUGCCUGGGCGGUUGGACGGCGGGCAAUUAUUUGGGCUCCGUGGCGGACGUGGCGCGCUUCACUUAUGAGCUCUACAACACCAAGGAGCCCCAAAUUGUCUCUGCUCAGUCGCAGGCACACCUGACAAACUUUACCACCCAGGCUGGCAGCCCCUUCAAAUUCUACGGAAUGGGCACCUUCAACUUGGCCUGGAGCAUUGGCUCCACAGACGCGUAUGGCCACGUGGGCGACACCUACGGGUAUCAGUCGCAGACCACGUACAUCCCGGAGGAUGACUUCGUCAUCACCGUUGCCACCAAUGUGGAGACCACCAAGCAAGCUCAGCCAGCAGAUUUCACAUGCCACGCCUACCACGAGAUCAAGGCAGUGCUUACGGGCAAGCCGAAGCCUCACUGCGUCUUCGUGGUGCCGCAGAGGUUCAUUGGCAAAUGCAUGUGCUUGCCGGAGGAGGUCAUCGUGUGA
Effrenium voratum is the source of this 1395-nucleotide messenger RNA. The record is from the annotation of a GenBank genome assembly. NCBI's taxonomy places the organism in Eukaryota, Dinophyceae, Suessiales, Symbiodiniaceae.